This is a messenger RNA of Alternaria burnsii, 1464 nucleotides long. RefSeq lists its product as uncharacterized. The coding region runs from base 1 to 1464 and encodes 487 amino acids. The transcript is spliced from 2 exons. NCBI's taxonomy places the organism in Eukaryota, Fungi, Ascomycota, Dothideomycetes, Pleosporales, Pleosporaceae. The record is from RefSeq and is a predicted model, not a curated record.
AUGAAUAAUAACGAUGCUUCUCUUGAGGCGAUUCGGGCUGCCUUGGGUGCCAGUGCCCAUCUCCUCCAACAUCUCCCGAGCGACAAGGUCAGAAUCAAGUCCUUCGAUCCCAAAAAGGGAGACCGCCCCAAUACUAUGCCCUUUCGUAUGCUCUUCGGCCAGAUCAAAGAGGGACAAGACAAGGACAGCACUGUGUGGAUAUUGCUACAGCACAACCACUCUGCUGACCGCUCACCCUGUCACUUCUUCAACAUUUUCGAUCGCUUCGACUCUAUCGUAGGGCAGAUCAGUAUGGAGGGUGCUGUACGGCGCACGAAUCCAACGGCUCCUUUCAAAUGUCUCAAGAAAUCAGGCGACAUAGAUGAAGAUCAACUGCGGGCAGUAACCAAAUACUACUUCAUCUCGAAAGAAGUGAAUACGUCUUCUCCAUGGACAGUUGGAUCUCACUUCAUAAAGUCGCUCACGGCAGCAUGUAUAUUGGCGAGAGAGUAUGGAGUAAAGGUGGCUGCGAACCAGGAGAGGGAAAAGAGUCGAGAGGCAACUGCCCAGAAGGUAUGCGGAAUCAAAUUGAAGCUCCAGCCUUCGGCAGCCAGACCCAGGGUAGUGAAGAAAUGCGAUAUCAACUUGAGUGUCCGGCCUCCGGCAUCCAAGUCCUGUGUAGGAGAAGAUAAGGGUGUCUCGGUCAAGCUGGGUGAAGGAUCAGCGAGCAUCACUUCAUCAGUCACUAGGGUUACUACUCCUCUCAUCACCAAGGCUAGGAGGACUCCGCAGCCUCCGAAACCGCAACGCGCUCCCAUAGCCUCCAUGAUGCCCUCAACUCAAGAAUCAUCUGAUUCAUCUGACUUGUUCAUUCCAGAGAAUGGCCAUGUCAAGGCUGCUUUCGAGCCCUCCGUCAAUAACACCCGAGUCAAGAUUCCGGACAUCUCCACAGUCCCAAAAGCCAUGAUAGGUCCAUCAUACCAUACGCCUCCGCUUUAUACAACGGCCAAUAUCUCUGAUGCUUCAAAUGUCAACAAACACUGCGAUUCUCUCAUCCACUCAGAUUCAGACAGGACGAAUAAUGACAGCGCAACCAUGGACACUUCAAGGUCAACGCCUGCGCACACAGAAUCUAGAGAGAGCGAGAAAAGCCCCAACUCCCAGUCGCCCGACAACUUCGUAUCCGCUUAUCGAAAGCAUACCAGGGACAGAGACGCUAUCAAAAACGAGAUCAAGGCCAUUGAGCGAGAGCAGAAGGCUGUACAGGAGGCAAUGGAAGCUAAGUUGGCCGAUCUUGAGGUUAGGAAACAAAAGCGGAAGGAAGAGCUUCGGUCGACCGGAGUCGCAAAGAAGCGCCUUCGGGAGUCACUCUCUGAGAUGGAGCGCGGGCUGCUGGUACUUGGAAUGGAACUUGCGGAGAAAAGGUUGAAGCGGUUGAAGACAAAUGCACAGUCAGAAGAAGGCACCAGUGAGGAUGAGGACUAG